GUCAUCGACAUCAACGAGUGGGAGGCGGCAUACAACCAGCGUUCCUUGGAUCCCGUGCAAAUACAGGUUAUUAUUGACGCAAUGACGACGGCCUACUCUCAGACCGAGAAGACUUACGAGCUGCCGACACUAAAGCUCGCGCCUCUUGGGCUGGUUAAACCGACGCCCGGGGUGCGGGCGGAUCGUCUGAAGCCGGAGGACUGGAGGGACGAGCUGGCAGGGCAAUACUACUACUACGCUGUGGCGGGCCAGCAUAACGCGGGUGCAGCCAGGGCGCUGCUUGGCACCGAUGUGGCGGUGAGGUACAACUUCGAGCGCUGGCCUGCACGAAUGGUGUACUUCUCGGACGAGGACUUUGAGGGGUACUUUCUGGUCAGCGCCGAGGACAACAAGAAAGACCUGAAGGCCCCUCCAAGACAGCUGGAACUCUCCAUGAGAGACAUUCGGUGGUGUUGGAAGGAAUUGGGUUACUCGAAAGCUGUUAUGGGUAACCCCAGCGGGAGACAGGCGCAGGUGGAGGCAUGGCGAAGAUUUUGUUCUCAACUGCGAGGUGGUCUGGGUGCAAAUAGGGUCCUCCGCGUUGGCGAAGCAAGGGAAGCUGGGAUGCAAGAGGCAGUGCAACUGAUGAAGUGCGAUCGCAUAUUGGUGUGGUUGUGGAACUACUACCAGUUCAAGCAUGAGAACCGGCCAGACAAUGACUGGACCACUAAGUACCCCUUCCUGAAAAAACAAGAGGCGAUUUUGGCAAAGUUUGAAGGGCAGGGGCUGGAUGCAGCGUUGUGGGACGGGAGCAGGAAACUUGUCAGCGACUCCUCCUUGUUCAAGGACUGUCCGCCCUACAUGGGUUGUGAGGACGACAAGUCGAUCAAGGCGACAGAAAAGCUAGUCCAAAACAAGAAGUUGCCCAUCGACUGGAAGAACAAGGUCCUCUCCGUGUUGACCGGCAGCAGGUCGAAAAGCAUGGAAGUCGCGCUGGCCGAACGGAUGGUGCACAUUUUGUGGAACGACUCAAAGGACGUCACAACUAUUACCCCGUUUGGCGUCGACCCUCUAGAUGUGCAGAUGAAGGUUGUGGAGUUGGAGAGGGCGGUCGGAAUCAUGAAAUGCCACACGUGCGUUCUCGACUUGUGCGAACCGGUGAACAUCAAACAGUGGACAGCUAAAGUCUUCGAGAGUUUGAAUGCCCUCCUGGAGCACUUGUUCCCCUCGCACUGGAUAGUAGUCGCGUUCGUCCCCCGUGAGCACGACUACUACUUCAUGACCAGCCUGCACCAUCUAUCCGUCGUGAAGGCAAUGGCCGGGAAGUGGGUGAGGAGGACACAGCAGAAGAAAAGUUUCGGUGUCGGCCACAACUUGUACGCCUUGGACGACCGCAUAUACAUCCUUUUCAAAGGCGACGACUUGUGGGAGAACACAUGUGUUGUCUACGACGCGAGGUUGGCGACGGGUGAUGCUCCCGCGGUGGGGGCACUUCAGAAAGUGACUCCCACUGAGAUAUUCCACAUUCCGUUCGACACUUGUGAAUGGCCCGUCGUGAUACAUGGGCGUGAUCCCGUGGUGUACAAGGGCCAUGAGCGGAACCCCACAAUUUCGCCCAUCUGCUGGAAUUCCUUUGCAAAAAGGGGGACGGCAUCAUGUUCCUCGGGAAAGCGCACGCACAAGUCGUGUGAGAGGUUUUGAAGGGUGGUCGCAACGUUAUCGCGUUGGAGGGGAAUUCCGAGUGGUUGCAAUUCACGUU
Messenger RNA from Chara braunii, 1738 nucleotides. The record is from the annotation of a GenBank genome assembly. Lineage: Eukaryota; Viridiplantae; Streptophyta; Charophyceae; Charales; Characeae.